CUGUUGUUUGAAAGAGUUUGAAUGCCCAGAAGGAGAUGUGAACGGUGCUUAAUGAUAAGCGCAGGGCGCCUCAGACUCCACAGCCAGAUGAAGCUCGACAUGUGCCAUUGAAGAACCAUAGGAACGUGGACCUCGUGUAUGUGCAAGGGUCGGCUAUCAAACACAUUCCGAGAAAGCCCUAUAUGCUACCAUGCAUAGACGACACCCACAACACGUAGGGGCGUUCAAAAUCCAUAUGUAUCCCACACAUCGAAAGAGAAUGACAUCGAGAGCAGGCCAUUCCAGACUCACCCCAAAUAUGUAGGUUCCCAUGCUAAGUUGCACCGCGAGGCAGAGAACAUGCGAAGGGUGAGGAAGAAUACAUAAGCUCCUUUCAAGACGCCCACGACCACCGUAAACGCAUUUAACUCCGACUAUCAAGCUAUGACGCCUCCCAUAAAAUUCUUCCGCGCCAUUAUACGUUUCUCCAAAAGGAUGAUCAAGGCAGGUCGAGGGAAAACGGUCGACGCAGUGAGGGAGGUACUUGACCCGCCCGACGUUGACGCGCACGCACUUCUUCAGAUGCGUGCAAGGGCAAACAGACGUCUCGACCAGGUACUCGGAGUUACGAGUACAUUUGUAUCCGAGGACGAGAGAAGGCACGCUGAGGACGUCACGAGGGUUGGAGAGAUCUUGCGAGUGGUUGAUCUGGAUACGACAGGGUGGAGAAGGUUGGUCAAGGUAGCACAACGGAGUGUUUUCCAGUUCCUCCCCGAGGCCUCAUGCGACUUCGCCGCUUUUAUUCGCCAUAUCACCUUUCACGCAUGGGUUGUUGGCGUUUUAAACCAAAACGAUCCUCACGGCAGAGUACUCCCAGAAACGGAUCUCACGGUAGAGGAAAUCACCAACGCAUUCUUUGAAUUCAGUGAACACGGACAUACGAACGUCUCACCUAUUCAGAUCCACAACACUCUUGCGCAGUGGGUCGCGGCCCGAGAGGAAUAUCCAGACUACCCCCCAAUCAACUUGGUAUUUCCGCUGUAUGAUAAGCUAUGGCGACUAGUCGCGGCCACGGUCAUCUGCGCACAGUGCUUCCCUGCCUCGCGUAAUCCCCUUCUCGAUUUUGGCGAGAACCCUACGAGACGGCAGUUUAGCGUGUCUAUGGGAGGAUACGGGGACCCAAGUGCUGCAGAUGUCAUCAAAGAGGUUCUGAGACUGCACCCACCCGUUGAGCAGAUCUCGCGGCCGUAUGGACUGCCGAGGUGGCAAGCGAUGCUCAAGGGCCAUGUACAGACAGCGGAUAUAAAGGCAGUCCAGAACUAUGACGAGAGAGGGGCACAUCUGGGGGAGCCCAGGGAAUUCAGGCCUGCAAGGUGGCAGGACGAGGUAAAGCCAGCCAUGUUUGCGUUUGGGGAAGGGACACUCAGAUGCCCUGCCCACCAAUGGGUCCCCGCUUCCGCUGCGCUUAUCGCGUCCAAGGUUAUGGAAGGUGUUGAUGGCGUCAAGUGGAGGAUGGAACAGCCGGGGUCUGACAGAGAGACGAGGUACAACUGGGAGGGUUGGACCAUCCGCAAGGCGACGUGAACAACCCCCUGUGGGGAGGUUGCGAUUGAGGGAACUGGACUUUCGGUAGUACGAGG
Pisolithus orientalis is the source of this 1619-nucleotide messenger RNA. RefSeq lists its product as uncharacterized. Lineage: Eukaryota; Fungi; Basidiomycota; Agaricomycetes; Boletales; Pisolithaceae. The record is from RefSeq and is a predicted model, not a curated record. The coding region runs from base 424 to 1563 and encodes 379 amino acids. The transcript has 2 exons. Gene Ontology annotation, molecular function: heme binding; monooxygenase activity; oxidoreductase activity, acting on paired donors, with incorporation or reduction of molecular oxygen.